ACCACACGGACUUUGCCACCAACUGCCAGAACCAGAACCCACGGCAGACCCAGAGCCAGAGCCUGUCCGCGUGAUGCCUCUGCUCUGAACCGAUCCGAGAUCCGAUCCGAUCCACACCGCUCUUGCCCCACGAUCGCCCCUCACGCGCCGCGUUUUGUGUGGCUCUUUUGUGCCGCAUUUUCUGCGUUUUAACGACGGCAUUUGUGCGACUUGUCGGUCGGGAGGCCAAGACGCAAAAUAUACGAAAAUUUUUGGGGUUGCACCAAAGUGAGUUUCAAACGAAUUCUGCCACAGAUUGUUCGGGCCAAGAGUGCAAGUGACGAAUAUGAUAAUGAUUUUUGUUUGGCCCAGUGAGAAGAGUUUUUGUUUGCCAUUUUGAGGUCACAAGUUAUACAAUAUACGAUCAUAAGAAUAAUACAACAAAAAGACGACUGGUUGUCCACUUGACCAACUUCGGGGAGCACUCCGUAUCGAGGCGGGCUAAUCGUAAGGAGAAGGAGGUUUCUUUGGGGGGCUGCUAUCUACCUGGAAAGUGAUUACCCGUGUGCUCUAUGCUGUUCUGUUGCUGCUGUUGGCACAGUUAGCUGUAAGAACUGAUUAUGCCAUUGUUGCUAGCAAACUACUAUCAGCAACAGCAACGGCACGGGAAACGGCAGCAGGUUGCCAGCAAAAACAAAAACGGCAUGUUACUUGAAUACAAAAGCUAUUGCAAUACAAAUCAGGCUAGCGGCAGCAGCAGCAGCAACAGCAGCAACAACAACCAACGACAGCUGUGUCCAGCGGAAGCACUAACAAUGUCAACGCCGACAACAACAACCAAAUACAAAAUCAAUGGCGAGGCCAACGAAAGCGUUGCGGCCAGCACACUGCUCUACCAUCAUCCACAUCCACAUCAUCAUCAUCAUCCACAUCAUCAUCAGCUCAGCAACCUCCAUCACCAGCAACAGCAACAACAGCAGCAGCAACAACAACAGCAGCAGCUUCAGCAACAUCAUCAUCCGCAUCAUCCGCAAUUGCUGCUGCAGCAGCAACUCCUGCAGCAACAUGUGGCCAGCAGUUCGCCGCUGCAACAUCUGAGCAAUCUAUUUGGCCAACAUUUGCCUACGCACAGUCUGCAACAUUUGAUAGCCGCCGAGUACUGGCAACAACAACAACAACAGCAGCAACAACACACGGCAGCAACAAUUAAAAGCGAGCCAACAACUCAAUCAGCGGCGGUGGCGGCGGCGGCGGCGGCAGCAGCAACAUCGGUAUUUGGGUUCACGCCUCAGCAACACGUCAAUUUGGCCGCCUCGCUGGUAGCCCUAAAGCAAAACGAUCCCGUGGCCGUUGCUGCCAUGGUCCCCAGCCCCACAGAAAUGCCGUGCACACCGAAAAGAACUGCAACAUCCCCACCAUUGCAGGCGCCAAAAGCCACAGCAACAGCAACAACAGCAGAAUCAACAGCCUCCGGAACAAUUGACGAUAACGAUGACGAUGUUGCCGACGCCGACGACGACGACGAAGACGAAGACGAAGACGAGGCCGAUAAUGAUGACAGCCACUUCAGCAACAUCUGCAUGCAAAAUCCUGGCGUUGAAGACUUUAAAUUUGAGCCCAGUGAACCGCAUGUGGUGGCCGUGAAUGAAGCCAUCCUAACGAGCCCCCGGUCUGUGGCGAACAAAGAUGAAACUUUGACUGCUGUUGACACAAAUAUGCGCGAUGUCAGCGCAAAUCACAGCAGCAGCUCCUGCGGCUCCUCCCCAAGCUCCCAGUCGAGGGCAUCCAACGAGACGAUGGAACACGAUGAUGGCCAAGAAGACAAGAAGCCAACGCUUCAAUUGAAGCUGCAGUCGUGUGAUGAAUACUCGUAUGUUGAGCGGCCAACGGCAGACAAUGCCCCAUCGCCUGUGCAGCUGAAAGCGGAGCCCCAACACGAGGAGGAGCAGGCAGACCAGGGACUGGGAGCAGCAUUUCCUCUCUACGGACACUUGAACAAUGCCAGCAAGGAUGUGAGGGACCUGGAGCAAUGCCUGAAAUUGCAGGACCCAAAUGAUAUCAGCCGCCUGUCGCGCUCGCCGUCGCCACUGCAAUCGAAUGCCUCCGAUUGCGAUGACAACAACUCGAGUGUCGGCACCUCCAGCGACCGCUGCCGCUCGCCCCUGAGUCCCGCCCUGUCGCUGACCCACCAGCAGGCCAAGCGCCAGCUGCUGUCGCUGCCCCAUCCGGCCCACCACCACCACCACCACCACCACCACCAUCUGAACCACCUGAACCACCACCAGUACAAGCAGGAGCCGGAUCAGGAGCCGGAGCAGGAGCAGGAGGACUACGAGGACGCCAAUGGCGGUGCACUGAACCUGACGAGCGACAAUUCGCGGCACAGCACCCAGUCGCCGGCCAAUUCCGUAAAGUCCACGAUCGUGUCGCCGGCGCCGGUGGCCGUGGCCUCGCCAGUGCCGCCCAUGAUCUCGCCCGUGCUGCCGCUGCCCCAUGUGGCCAGCGGGGGAGGCUCCACGCCCACCUCGAUGGCGGCGGCGGCCGCCGCAGCCGCCGCAGUGGCCAGCGGCAUGUCGCCCCUGCUGGCCAUGCCGGGCAUGUCCUCGCCGCAGGCCCAACUGGCGGCGGCCGCCGGCCUGGGGCUGAACAAUCCGCUGCUGGCCGGCUCGCUGUCCCCCCAGGACUUUGCCCAGUUCCAGCAGCUGCUGCAGCAGCGGCAGGUGGCCCUCCAGCAGCAGUUCAACAGCUACAUGGAGCUGCUGCGCAGCGGAUCGCUGGGCCUGGCCCAGGACGAUCCCGCCCUGACCACCCAGGUGGCGGCCGCCCAGUUCCUCAUGCAGAGCCAGCUGCAGGCCCUCGGCCAGGCCACCCAGCAGCUGCAGGCCCUCCAGAAGCAGCAGCAGCGCCAGCAGCAGCAGCAGGAGGACUCCUCCAUGCCCCUGGCCCUCCCGCUGAGCAAGACGAGCCACCACCACCCGCACCACCAGCAGCCGCGCAGCUCCACGCCCCACUCGGCACGCAGCCCCAUCGCCGUGCGCAGUCCAGCCAGCUCCCCGCAGCAGCUCCACCAUCCGCUCCAGAUCACGCCGCCCAGCUCGGCGGCCAGCAUCAAGAUGAGCGGCGGCAUGCUGACCCCUAGCACCCCCACCAGCGGCACGCAGAUGCACGGCACCACCACGCCGCAGCCCAAGACGGUGGCCAGUGCGGCGGCCGCCCGGGCCGCCGGCGAGCCCUCCCCCGAGGAGACCACCGACCUCGAGGAGCUCGAGCAGUUCGCCAAGACCUUCAAGCAGCGCCGCAUCAAGCUGGGCUUCACCCAGGGCGACGUGGGCCUGGCCAUGGGCAAGCUCUACGGCAACGACUUCUCGCAGACGACCAUCUCGCGGUUCGAGGCGCUCAACCUGAGCUUCAAGAACAUGUGCAAGCUGAAGCCCCUGCUGCAGAAGUGGCUGGACGAUGCCGAUCGCACCAUCCAGGCCACGGGCGGAGUCUUCGAUCCGGCCGCCCUGCAGGCCACCGUCAGCACGCCGGAGAUCAUUGGGCGGCGGCGCAAGAAGCGCACCUCCAUCGAGACCACCAUCCGCGGGGCACUCGAGAAGGCCUUCAUGGCCAACCAGAAGCCCACCUCGGAGGAGAUCAGCCAGCUGGCCGAUCGCCUGGGCAUGGAGAAGGAGGUGGUGCGCGUGUGGUUCUGCAACCGGCGGCAGAAGGAGAAGCGCAUCAAUCCCUCGCUGGACAGUCCCACGGGCGCUGACGAUGACGAGUCGUCGUCCUACAUGAUGCACUAGAGGCCCGAGGCAGGAGGAGGAUAUCCAGGGACAAACAGAGUGCAAUGUGCGCAGGACACACGAGGAGGCAACACGAAGAGCAGGUUCAAAGUCGCAAACACAUCAAAUAUUAGCCUAAUUCUUGACUACGAUUGGGGGCCGCCCACUCCCCCCACACAAAGAAAUGGGGGCGUUUGUUUAUGUUAACUAUUAAUGGAUCGUAUUUAUUGCAUGGAAAAAUCAACCAAAAAUAUUGCUAAUCAAGUGAACGGCUGCUGAUCGACGGCUCCGCCGUUCACUCGAUCACCGACUUUUUUGGGAGGCCAUAGGGAAAUCGAUAGACGAUAGCCGAUAGGCAAAUCACUUCGAUUUCCCUUUGGCCCUGUACUACGUGGCGUCUGUGUAUUAUUAAUAUUUAAGUACAGUCUCUGCACAAUUUUCAAAGUCAACAAAAUGAAUUCCUAGCGAAUAUCUAUACAAAAAAAAUAUAUAUAAAAUAUUUGAAUCGUUCCCUAAAAAAAACAAAAGCAAGGUACAUUUUUAAGCAUAUUUAUUUUUCGCGUGAAU
This is a messenger RNA of Drosophila persimilis, 4313 nucleotides long. RefSeq names its product protein nubbin (gene nub). The record is from RefSeq and is a predicted model, not a curated record. The transcript has 6 exons. NCBI's taxonomy places the organism in Eukaryota, Metazoa, Arthropoda, Insecta, Diptera, Drosophilidae. Gene Ontology annotation, molecular function: RNA polymerase II cis-regulatory region sequence-specific DNA binding; DNA-binding transcription factor activity, RNA polymerase II-specific. Gene Ontology annotation, biological process: regulation of transcription by RNA polymerase II. The coding region runs from base 600 to 3767 and encodes 1055 amino acids.